Molecule: messenger RNA, 610 nt
Organism: Spirodela intermedia
Lineage: Eukaryota; Viridiplantae; Streptophyta; Magnoliopsida; Alismatales; Araceae
Source: the annotation of a GenBank genome assembly
AUGGCCUGCUCCUCCUCUCUCCCUUGGCGCCACCUACAGCACACCAUAGAUGGGCCAACUCAUCCCUUCCCCCCUCCUUCUGGUGGUGAGAGGACCAACAAUGAUCGUGGGUCUCCUCCCUUGUAUGAGGCUACCAUUCUCUCCCCACGUACAUCAAAAUAAUAGGGAGAAAUCAUUUUCGUUUUUUUCCUUUGACUUUUAUGUAAUCAAACCUCUUUUAUCCUAGUUAAUUCAAUCUAAAUUUCAUGAAACUCUCUUUCCCUUCAUCUCAUUGAUUUUGAAUAGUCGAAGUCAUUGAGGGCAAGAAUCAUCCCCAUUGGCCAUCCGUAAUUUAUCUACAAGGUAACAUGUUGAACCUUGAGAGAAAUUGGCAUGACUCAGUCGUUGUAUAUUAAAUCACGCAAAUAUAAGAUUUGUAAAACUAGAAAAUACGAAUUUUCGGAUAUUUAGAAGUAUUUCUGAACAAAUAUAUCAAUUCUAAUUCAAUAAAACUUCCAAAAAAUAGCGGUAAUUUUUCAGUCGAUCACAAGGAUGUAAUAUAAUAUUUUGUAAUUAUUCAGAUUUUUUCUCAAUGAAUACGAUUUUUUAUGAAUUUUAUACUAAGAAAUGA